ACUUAAUGCCUCACACGCGCGCAUGAUGUGUGCCUUCAUGAAGAGAGCCACGCGGGAAGCUCCUUUAUUUAUUUUUUAUUUACUUUUAAGUGCUUACCAGGACAGUGUUUUGUGGACGGUUGGAUGAAUUUUUGUUUAACACUUUACGGGGAAGGGGGAGGCGCAAAACCGGUUUAACAUUCCCACUGAGUCACUGUCAUUCCCGGGCUGUCAUCACAGCUUUUCUCCUACUCGCAGCGACUCCGCCCCGCAGUUCCCGGUAGACUCGGAGCGCCCACCGAGGCUAUCUGUCAAGGUGCUGGGCGAAUGUGUUUGCGUCUUCUGUUUCCUUGAGCUCCCAUUUAAAAUUUACUCGUCUUUUUGACAUUUUGUCGCUUGAAUUUGCAUAUAGUCUAGGCCUAAACAAAACAUUUUUUUCACUCGGAGCACCAAACAAUCGAGGGAUUUGACUCGCUUCCAGAGGGAAUAAACGCUGAUACUCUUGAGGACAUCAUGACUUUUACUCGGGGUCUUUUUGCCUUCUUAACGUACUCCGCUGUGAUAAUGGCACCCCACUGUAAAGCAGAUCGCCCUCCACCACCGACAGGGCUGACAUAUGAGUGGCUCGACCCAUUUGUUGUGAACGUGUCCUGGGCGAAGCCUGUCGGUCUGCCAGACGACGCUGAGGUCAAGUACAAAAUCCGCGUGGUGAAGAAUGGAAAAGAAGAUGUGACGUGCACAACCUGUAGACAUAUUACUAAAACUUGGCUGACAGAAGAGUUGGAUUCUGAUUGGAUGUACAACAUUUCAACUGUUGGAAGUCUAAUCUGUGACAGUGUGAAUGAGAGUACACCCGUGUCCAUAACCAUUCGUAGCGAAAAGCCCAGGGCCGAACUGGUGAAGGACUUCAAAUGCUUAGCCGACUCCAAGAAAAGGAACUGUUCCUGGAAAUCAGUAAAUGACUCUCUUGAACUGAAGCUCUCCUAUAGGGUUUGUGGACAUUCUAAGGAAAGUAUAAAAACAUUACGAAGCUGCGAUCAGCCUUACAGCAGUGGAACAGAGAAGGGUUGUUACCUGAAUGCUACUGUCGAGGAUGACAUCUGCAUACUUGUGGACAGUGAUGCUGGAAUGAGCACCUUUAAACCUGAACUUGUGAUACCUUCGCCAAAGCUGCACAUCACAGAAGAGAACAAUAAACUCAAACUGAGCUGGACACCUCCAGAGUUUGGAAAAAGUUGUGACUGGACAUAUGAGAUCAACGUCAGCGAAUGCAACAACGAUGCUAAGAAUCUGAGCUAUACUGUGCCGGCCAAAGAAGAGCAUAUGACGCAUAUGAACUAUGCUCACUGCCUUUACGAGUUCAAAUCCAAAGUCACGACUGAUAAAACAUGCUUGAAAGUUUCCAGCGACUACGGUGAAGUUGUAACUUAUGGUACGAAUAAGCCUCCUGACAGGACACUUACUGUGGUUGCCAUUGUCAUCCCUGUCAUUCUGUUUAUCUGCGUCAUUCUGUCCUGCUACUGCUUCAGGAGGCACAGCGCCAUUAUUUGCCCCAUCGUACCUGAUCCUUCGGCAAUAUUCAAGGAAAUGAUGAUGAACGGAAACAAAGAACUUAAGCCGCCAACAGGAAGUCUGUACACACCGAUGCCAGAACCCAUUGAACCCUGCAAUAUUACCCUUGUGACAGAAAGCACUGCCCUCAAGCAAAACUCUUGACAUGGGCAGGUUCCCAACAGCGCCUGCAGUGCUUCCACUCUGGGCGAAUUCAUCAGGGACAUUUACAGAGCAACUUAAAGCAGGCUGAAACUGUUUUGUUUCACUGACCUCUUCUGGUUGAUCAAGGUCUACUGUAUGUCUGCCAGGUGUGUGAGCUCUGUUGUACCUGUACUGACCUGAGUAUAACCCUGUAUCACUGCAGCCCGGGGAGAACUCAAACUACCAGAGGUCAGCAAAAACAGGAUUUUCAGCUGUUAUUAAAAUAAUCUCUAAGGUAGUGCAAAGGUCAACUGCUGAGACCUGGAUCAGAGACAGGAUAAGAAAAUGCACUAAAUACUUGGAUCUACCUUAAGAUUUGGACCCGGAAAUACAAACAGGAAAAGAAAGUUUUUCAUGCCUGCACUGUGCUGAUAUCCUCCUGUUGAGCACUGAGGAGGAAGACACAGGAUGAGUUUGGUUGGAGAGAGCGGAGGACCACAAGGGGGCCUGCAGAAGCUCUGUUUGCUGGGCACCGCACCCAAAAAGAGGAGCUGGAGUGUCUUUGGAUAUCUACGGUACUCACCUAAGAGGAACAAGGAAACAAACAUAGGAAGAAGUGAAGGGGGGGGGGGGGGGGGGAGGGUCUUGUCAUAGCAUGUCUGCUUCGUAGGAAUGACAAUCCUAGUAUAACUGCCCUCAUUGCAGGAAGCAAUAACCCAAGUGGUGGGAAAGCAUAUAUGUCUUAACACUGAAAGCAAUCCCCAGACUGCACAGCAAGCCAAGAGCUGCCGUGGCUCUCCUGACCUCCACAUAUUAUGUAUCGGCCCCCAAAUAAGGAAAAGAGCUUGUGUUGUCUAGUUGGCAUGCUUAAAAACACUGUCUUAUAAGGAACUGAUGGAGUGACUGAAUGGCAGACAACACAGGGCCAGUGUGUCAGUGCCGAGAAUCAUUUUGCCUUAUCCAGAAGUAAAGAAACAGACUAGAAUUUGAUGAAGAGGUACGGCUAUGGUGAAAUUCUGAAUAGCUUAUCUUGGAACAAAACUUUGCAUCUUCACUUUCAAUUUAUUUCCUCUGUUAACUACAGUAUUAAUGCAUGACAAGAGGAACGUCACUCAGUUGUCUUAUCAGGAAUGGAACUGACCUGCAUGAACUUUGGUGGCAGACUCUGACUCUACAUGCUAAAUAUCUUGUAUAUUUCGGAUGGAAAUGAUAAUUUUCUUAACAAUAGUUAAUCUGAUGUGUUAAUCUGACCAGUGGUGUUGAGAAAUGGUUUAACCUUGUUACACAACUUGCACCUUUUUGGAAAGAAGACAAUGAAAGAGAAUUUGAGUGGACAUCUGAGCAAACAUUAAACGGAUUAAAAUUUG
This is a messenger RNA of Micropterus dolomieu (smallmouth bass), 3041 nucleotides long. Its product is annotated as interleukin-13 receptor subunit alpha-1-like. Lineage: Eukaryota; Metazoa; Chordata; Actinopteri; Centrarchiformes; Centrarchidae. The transcript is spliced from 10 exons. Gene Ontology annotation, molecular function: protein binding. Bases 493 to 1695 code for a protein of 400 amino acids. The record is from RefSeq and is a predicted model, not a curated record.